CCGCUGGUCUCGCGGAGAGUGCGCGCGCAGUCUAGGUGUUCUGUCCGUGCAGUAAUUCGCUUCCUUGUCGCCGUUCGCUGGUCUCCGCUCGAGUCUCCCGGGUCCGUCAUGUCUGUAGCCUUUGCGGCUCCGAGGCAGCGCGGGAAAGGCGAAAUCACGCCCGCCGCCAUUCAGAAGGUGAGCACAAAGAGCUGAGAGAGGGGAAGCAUCUUUCACCUCUAACCAUAGAGCAUGCUGAGUGAGAGCAUGCUGAGUGAGAGCAUGCUGAGUGAGAGCAUGCUGAGUGAGAGCAUGCUGAGUGAGAGCAUCCUGAGUGAGAGCAUGCUGAGUGAGAGCUGGGUCCCCGAGGGCUGGCUGCACUGUCUGUCUGUCUAUCUGUCUGUGUUUAUAUAUAUAUAUAUAUAUAUAUAUAUAUAGAGAGAGAGCCACGUGCCAGCCUGCUCUCUGCUUUCAUUGUAAGCGCCAUAGAUCAGACUGGCGAGCGCCAUAGAUCAGACUGGCGAGCGCCAUAGAUCAGACUGGCGAGCUGGUGACCAUCGUGAUAGGUGGCUAAUCCCCUCUGUAAUAGCACCACCAUGGCCACUUUCCUUUCUUCCAGGAGCUCUGCCCUCCUCCCAGCUAGUCUGCAAUCCCAAGAGCUGACUCUCUUUCAGGUGCUGGCUGAACCUCAGCCACAAGAGCCCUAAGCUCUGUUCUAUGCGCUGCUGAUACACAACACUAAGAGCACUAGGCUGUUUUAUGUAUCCUAUUGGUCCACAGCCCUAAGAUCCAUAAUCGCGAUCACGUCUCCUGCUCAUGUGCAGCCCCAAGAGCCAUCAGUUUUGUCACGUCCCCUGCGGAUCCGUAAUGCCGAGAGCCGUCUAUUGUCACGUCCCCUGCGGAUCCGUAAUGCCGAGAGCCGUCUAUUGUCACGUCCCCUGCGGAUCCGUAAUGCCGAGAGCCGUCUGUUGUCACGUCCCCUGCAGAUCCGUAAUGCCGAGAGCCGUCUGUUGUCACGUCCCCUGCGCAUCCGUAAUGCCGAGAGCCGUCUGUUGUCACGUUCCCUGCGCAUCCGUAAUGCCGAGAGCCGUCUGUUGUCACGUCCCCUGCGCAUCCGUAAUGCCGAGAUCCGUCUUGUCACGUCCCCUGCGCAUCCGUAAUGCCGAGAUCCGUCUUGUCACAUCCCCUGCGCAUCCGUAAUGCCGAGAUCCGUCUAUUGUCACGUCCCCUGCGCAUCCGUAAUGCCGAGAUCCGUCUAUUGUCACGUCCCCUGCGCAUCCGUAAUGCCGAGAGCCGUCUAUUGUCGCGCAUCCGUAAUGCCGAGAGCCCUCGUCUCUGUGAUGUCCCAUAUGUUGGCAAUGCUCAGUAACGGAGUGGUUAAGAUGACAUGCACAGCAAAUGGAAGGCUUUAAAAUAUUGUUACAAUUGGUGAUGUAGAAGACUGACAACCAUAAUGGAAAUUGACAAGCAGUUUUGCUCAAAGUGCUCAAACCGUUUGACCAGAAACUGCUCACUUUAACACAAUGUUUGGGGGAUUGUGCUGAGCCUAAUGGCACCAUAACAACUACAUUGUAAUGUGUACCCUUUAAUGAUGUCAAGAAGGCAGCUUAUUGACAUGGGCAGGAUGUCUUCAUAAUAUCUUGCUGUUGUAUCCUUUAUCUCAAUUAUGUAAUGAGUAGACAGUGUGAGAUACUGUUUUGUGAACCAGGCUGUGUACAGAGAAUUCGCAAUUCCUUGAAUGAGCUUGUGUCCACCCAUGGCUAAUGCUCUCUCCAGGACAGACAAUCUCUACAGGUUGUGUGUAAAUUAGACUUGUUCACUCACAUCCAAGAUCAGACUGUGCAGCUUCACUUAACUGUACUUAGUCUAUUAAGCAGGUUUAGCUUCCAGUUUGGCCUCUAAUUGUUGAUGGGUCUGCAGUGGUGUAAUAAAACUGUUAUGAAAACAUUAUCUGGUGCUGUUUGUCUAUACUUUAUCUACAUUGGUCUUUAGUUCAGGCUAGAGCAUGGUUCUUUAGCUGGGUCUAUAUUUUAAUGGUCAUUUUCUUGCCUAGCCACCCAUGUCUGUAUUGUCUAGAUCUUACUUUAGUCAGCUUUGACCUAUCUUUAUUUUGUUCUGCAUUUUGAGCUUUACACAAUUACAUGUUUUUUUUUUGUGUGGGUUUUUAUUUAUUUUUUAAAUUUCACAUUUCUGAUUACCCUAAAUUCAGAUGCAUUUUAGUUUCCAAGUAUGUGCUCAUAUUUACAGUGUAUAUUGAGGUGUCCAAUGAAGCCUUUCGUUUCAAGAAAAUCAAAUGCAUAUUAUUGCCAUUGUCCAGGAAAUGUUUGUCAGGGCUCGCCUGGGAUUGUUUAGCAGAGGUGGCGAGGGCGAACGCAAGCGGCUUUUUGAUGGAGAGCAGUGGAGGCCGCCGGGUGUGCAAAAUGAAGGGGAUGAGGGAGCUUUAAUCUUUAUGCUCUAUUCCCAUGCGUGCCCUGCAGUGAUGCCCAGAGCCUGAAUAUGAUGUCACUCCUACCCUAACAUCACUUAAUAGCGUGAGUAGGAGGUGAGCAGGAAGAUGAUGGCAGCCCCACUGGACCCUAGGGAAAGCUGAUCCACUCCAGCUCUCCCAAAGGUAGGGAAGCUGGGUGGAUUUAAAUUAAAAUUUUAAAAAACAAAACUAAUUUCUGAGUGCAUCUGUCCAUGUGUGUGUGUCUUAAAGGAACCGUAUAGGCACCUGGACUACUGCAGCUUAUUGAAGUGGCCUGGGAACAUUGUCCCUAUUACAGUUAGUGCUGCAGUGUUUAACAUCGCAGUUCCAGAAAAUAUUUACAUUGCAGCACUAAGUCUACCUCCAGUGGCUGUCUCCAGUGGUGCUUACUGGAUCCUAAUGGACCUUUGGCCCGGUAACUGACAUACAGCGUCAUGUUUUUUUUUUUUUUUUCUAAAGAAAGCAUUGAUUCAAUGCUUUCCUAUGGGGAGGUCUAAUGCAUGCACUGCAUUUGCUGUGCAUACGCAUUGUCCCCCGCUCAUCACAAGAGGCCGAAGGAGGCAGGGCCAGCACCGAAUGGAUAAGGUAUGUAAAUAAAGGGUUUUUAACCCUUUAUUUACCAAUACAUGGAGGCAGAGGGAGUUAUAGAGCCAGGAAUACAACUUUGUAUUCCUGGCACUUAUCCAUUUUAAGCUGUAGAGGUUCUGGUGACUAUAGUGUCCCUUUUUUUUUUUUUUUGUGUGUACUCCUGACAUUUUUUGCUGGCUCCUAGAUUCCAUGCAAAUUUGUCAAUCUAUGAUUUGGAUGUUAUUCUCAACUUAAAACCAGUCCAGCUUCAGUGCUAUGUUAUAUAUUUAUAUAAUAUAUAUUUAUAUAAUAUAUAUUUCUCUAUCUAUCUCUCUAAUGAAAGGCUAGCAAUCUGACAAACCGGAUUAAAUUUUUUUUACUUUUGAUAUUGAAGUCCUUGAGUGCUAGCCUUUCAUUUGGAUUCUAUGUUUAUGUGCAGCUGAGCACCGGGCAGACACUGGAAGGCGAGCUGGAGUGCAAAACCCCCAACGUAUUUGUGUGUGUAUGUGUGUGUGUAUGUAUGUAUGUAUAUAUAUAUGUGUGUGUAUAUAUCUCUAUCUCUAUCUCUCUCGGUACAGUCUUUUUGAUGACUUAUUUCAGCUCCUUUUGGCCAUUGAUCAACCAUUUUUGUAUGCCAGGGAUCUGUUAAUUAGUUUGUAAACAAUGAUAUAAUAUUGACUGUGUUCUUUACUGUAUUAUUGAAAUGGUCCGUAACAUGCAUUUCACAUUUAUUAUGCUGCUCUUGAAUUGUGAUUUUUGAUACGUUUUCGUUGUCCGUUGUUUUUGUGUAGAGAAACUCAGUCUACUUGUAUGCUGCAUUAUCCACAAUUGAUUAUCCUUUUAUUUAGCUGAUAUCAAAAUACGUUUUUGGUAAUGAACUCCUCAAAAAAUAUCCUUUACAGUGUACUGUACUGAUUAUGGUCCUUAGCGUGCCUAUUUAAGUUAUAACAACUCUGAUGCAACUUAAAUUUUAAUCUCUUUGUGAUUUAUAUUUACGUAUUUGGUAUGAUUUUUAUUUGCAUUCUUUCUAAACCAUUGUUAUAUACUCUUGUCACUGGUCCCUCCUUUCACCUAUCUCCAUGCUGAGAUUGCCUAGCAUGGGGACCAUUUUCUAGUCUGUACAAUCUCAUUAAACGAUCCUUCGUUAACAGGACUGUGAUGUUAUCAGUUCAGAGUGAGAAGCCAAAUUAUUAUUUUUUUUUUAUGGAACUUCAAUCCUUUCAGUGUCAUUCUUUUUACAACAACUCUUUUUAACCCCUGACAACAGUGACAUAUUUCCAGCUUUUAGCACGAUCACGUUUUAUUUCAAGUAUAAGGACAAAUCGAAUACUUUUUACUAAUAUUUAACAGAGAAAAUCACAAAUGGUGGUAAUUGGUUAGGACUAUGCAAUGGUUGAGUUAUUUGAGAUACUUUAAAGGUGCUUAACCAUCUCAACAACUACAGCUUAAUGUAGUGGUUCUGGGGAAAGAGAUUACAUGGCAGGGACAGUGUUUACAUUGCUGCCUAACGCCACCUCUAGUGGCUGUGACCCAAACAGCCAAUAUAGGAACUUUUGGGGCAGUCCUGCAAAGAUUGCAGGGCAGACAUUCACUGCAUUUAAGCUCAUGGAAUACGUGCUGAUUGGAAGUAAAUUAUGAGUAAUGAUGAUGUCAGCUGUGGGAGAAGCAGUAGCUGUGGCAAGAUAAAUGCACCUGAAGAAGAAAGGCAAAUAAACCUUUUUUUUUUUUUUUUUUAACCUUCAAGGGACCCCAAUUAUCUUCCUUGCUAGUAGAACACCAUAACUUGUUUGCAUUCCUUACACUGGUGUUACAUUAGGGUGUUCUACAUGUAUUGGGGCAUUUGAAAAUAAUCCUUUCGACAAUGACAAUGUCAGCGUCAACCGCAUGUGAGCUGUGUAUCUGCUAGUACAACGUAGCUUGCAUUAUAAUGAAGACUCGUUUGCAUCACCCUAAUAGGCCCAUGCCCCCAACACACAGGAUUAGGCUCCUUGUGAUGACAAAAACAGGAAUGCUUCCAAAAAAAACAAGUAAAAAAACAUGACAGAGAAGCAUAAGUGACAUGAUGGCAAGAUGUGGCAAUAAGGCUGUUGAGAAGUAGUAGGCAACAUAAACAGAUAUGUGGAAGAAGUGCGAGAUCAGGCACCAGUGACAUUUUUGAAGAUCAAUGAGGUGUGAAUGCCUUUUAAUUUACCUACCCUCACUAAUACUGCUCUGCAUUCACACUUACCAGUAAAUACUUUGAUGGACUGGUCCUGAAGAAAAAUGUACUUACUUAUGCACUCACACUCAUUUCAUUUUGUACUACUGUAGCGCCAACAGAUUUCAUAACUCUUUAUGGAAUAUGUUGUGAGAACACAGACUAUGCAAUAUAAACCUACCAAUAGGAUGAGGACUUGGUCUUUGAGCAGCCAUCGAUGUACUCAAAAAGGUUCCUGUUAAUAUACAUGCAGGUUUUUAUUUUAAAAUAAGGAAGACUGUUCAUUGUGAUAGUAUUAAUGCUAGUAAAUGUAUACCUGUUAACCAGAACCAGUUCUUGGCAUUAAGAGAUGUGGUGGUAAAUACAUUUUUGUUAGAAACUGCAAAUAUUUUAAUAAAAACAUAUUUUCCUCAACAGAUGUUGGAUGAAAAUAAUCAACUAAUUCAAUGUAUAAUGGAUUAUCAAAAUAAAGGAAAGACGUCAGAAUGUUCACAGUAAGUACCUAGUAUAAUAUAAAUUUUUCUUUGAUUUAAGGCUCAUCUCCAGCUAUGCAACUUUUUUUUUUUUUUUUUGCUUUUAGCAGUUUCCUCCACUUAAUAGUGGUGAGUGUGAGCGACAUUGUAGUUAAAGUGUACUCUGUAAGCACCUUAACCACUAUAGCUGAUUUUAUGAAAAUGAUAAGCUGAGAGCUGGACUGGUUAGCAGUCUUAUCAGUCUGAAACACUACACAUGAAUAGAUAUCUAAAGGUUGCUGCCGGAAGUGUAACUUCACCUCUAGCAGCUUCUUUUCCCAUGUUAAAUUUGUGUAUAUGGGUGUCUUUUGUCAGGCAGAGUUCUGUCUCUUUAGUGAGGGGAAGUGACAUCGACAGUGGAGGACCGAAGUGCAGCAAAAGCUCUGCCUUAUGAGAGAGCAGUUUGUUUGCAAGGGUAAGUCUAUCCCUGGCAUGGCUUAGGAGGACACGACAGGAUGGUGGGGGGCAGAGGAACCAUGCUGCCAUUGGAUGUUCGUUCCUACCACACUCGUUCUAUUAGAUUAAUACCUCAAAUAUAUCUCUAUAUAUUUGGGAUUUUCAUACUGAAGUCUUGCAUAUACAGACUUCAGGCACUGUGAAGUGGUAAUGGUGCUUGGACUAACCCUUUCAUGUAUGCAGUAAUAUUUAUAAUGAUUAAUUGCAUCAAACUCGGUAAAGAAAAAAGUAAAUGAAAGCAUUGCACAGCGGCCAUGAUGCUGACCACCUAAAAAUGUAAAAAAUAAACUGCUCUUUUGAUCUAAUAAAAAAAAAAAUAGGCCUUUUAUUGAACAUUAUAAUGUAUUCAUGAGCUUAUAGUGUUAAAACUUUUUGGUCCCCCUGCCCCCCCACCUAAAUAUAGUUAAAUCUUAUCUUUAUUCCUUUAUCUCUGCCUCUGAUUUGCCUCCUUGGCUAACCUCACCAGAAGUCAAUACCUCCCAUAGGAAAGCCUUGGAUUGGCUGAGCUAGUCAAUUCUGCUGAUCUCAGCCAAGGAGAUGUCCCGGGGGUGGAGUUAAAUGCCGCUUGGCCAAUCGGCAUCUCCUCAUAAAGAUACUUUAAACAAAGGGUCUCCAUGUAGAGGGUGGAGACACUGAUGCAGCACUGCUGCAGAAAUCACAUUCAGUAACCAUCUGAGAAGUGGCUACUGAAGGGUAUCCUGGAGCACUGCAUUAUCUCUGAAAAGACUGUUUACUGCACAACGCCUGCAGGGGCAGGCUUUACUCGCCAGAACAUGUGGCUAUAAUGUAACUUUAAAAUUGUUUGUACAGCAACUACCUCCAAAAAAAAUCAAACUGUGGUGUGUUUUUAUUUUAUUUUUUUUUUAUUCCUCCCCCCUCCUCAGAAUUUUCACAUUUUCAUGCUAUUGCGCGCUUCAUGCUUGUAUGAUGAAUAUUAUUUCCUGUAUUUUUCAAAUUUCAUUUGGUUUCUUUUCUCUCUUUUUUUUUUUUUUAAUAUAGGUAUCAACAGAUGUUACAUACAAACCUUGUUUACUUGGCCACAAUAGCAGACUCCAAUCAAAAUAUGCAGCCUUUAUUACCAGCAGUAAGAAAACACUUUGGCAAAUUUGCAAACAUUUAAAUUAGUUCAGUUUUGUUAUGAUAUUGUAAAUAAUUAUAAUUUUAUCAUAAAACUUUUUAGUAAUGAGUUUGGUUGUAUUGAUGUCAAUGAUGUGAUAUUUUUUUUUUUUUAAAUUAUGAUAACAGAACACUCUAAUGAAAACAACCUUGGCUUAAAGGGACACUACAUGCCCUUGCAGUCUCACUUCACAAUUCUGUGCCAUUUAGGCAUUAAAACACUUUGUUUAUACAGCCUUCAUAAACAUUUUCCUGUAUAGAGAGAUCUAAUGUUUAAACUUCCUUUUAUAGCUUAGUUUGUUUACUUUCAUAUCUUGUGCUCUAGCCUUCUAGACCCUGCAGGAACCUCUUGCGUGUGAUUAAAGGUCAAUUUACAGAGCAGUUGAUAAAAAACAUCUGAUUGAAAAUUAAACUCUUCCCCACCCCCCCCACCCCAUACAGGCUGUGUGAGUGACAGCCAGGGGAAAUGUGACUAGGGCUGCAUAAAUCGAAAUAAGUGAUUUAACUCCUAAAUGGCAUUGUAUUGAGCAGUGAGGCUGCAGGGACAUGAUCUAUACAUCCACACUGCUUCAUUAAACUAAAGUUAUUUUAAUGCCUAUAGUGUCUCUUUACUAGUGGUUUUGGUUGAAAGAUCAUUCUUGCAGUCUCACUGUUCAUUUCUCUGCCAUUUAGCAGUUAAGUCACUGUUUAUGCAGCCCUAGCCACAUUGCUCUGCCUCUGACUUCUAUAGUGUUAGGAAUACAAAUCCUGCCAUCUUGUCAUCCUGUCUAUGACCAAAGUUAACCUUCAUCCAACCUGUUACAUAGUUGUCUUGGUUGAAAAAAGACGUCAGUUUACCAAAUACAACUGUGAAGCUCAUUCUUUUGUCGUCGAUCCAAAAGACGUCAAAAAAUCCCAAUUGUAGCCAUUUCCAAUUAUGCUACAAAAAGGGGGGGAAAUCCUCUUUGACUCCAUAAUGACAAUCCUGUUUCUCCCUGGUUCAACAAACUGUUUACAUACCGUAUAUACUCAUCUAUAAGUCGAUCUCGUGUAUAAGUCGAGUGCAGUUUUUGACCAACAAUUGUGAAAUAUGCUAUGACUUGUGGAUAAGUUGAGGGUACAUUUUUCAAAUGGAAUUGUUUGGUUACCGAGCAGACUCUGUGUGGUCCCCCUUGUUAACACCUCGUAAUCACCGACCACCCCUGGCUGUUAACCACAAACAAGUAUUCCCUGGGUGGCCACCAUUCAUAUAUACGAAUGCACAUGUUGUCUCCAGAACGCAGGCAGCGGUACAUGGUCGUUGUCGGCUACAAUCUCUGAGUCAGCGACGCAAGCCCGCCAACCCCACUGAAACUUGUACCCCUGCCCGUUUGACUUCCCGACCAGCUAGGAGAACUGCAUUCGGGAGUCAACAUUGCCCUACAUUCGACUCCUGAACGCUGUACAAAAUGCUAUCAAAACUAGCACUGACCCGUGGAUAAGUCAACUCAGCAUUUUAAAAUGACGUUUAGAACUAAAAAUUUUCGACACACACCCUGUUCCAAAUUAUUAUGCAAAUUCUAUUUAAGUGUCACAAAGAUUAAAUAUUUUGUUUUUCAGUUUAACUCACGGAUGGCAUUGUGUCUCAGGGCUCUUUUGAUCACUGAAAACAAUCUCGGACACCUGUGAUAAUUAGAUUGCCAGGUGAGCCCAAUUUAAGGAAAAACUAUUAAAGGAGGGUGUUCCACAUUAUUAAGCAGAGCACCAUUUUCAUGCAAUAUGGGGAAGAAAAAGGAUAUCUCUGCUGCCGAAAAGAGUGAAAUGGUUCAAUGCCUUGGACGAGGUAUGAAAAGAUUAGAUAUUUCACGAAAACGUAAGCGUGAUCAUCUCACUAUUAAGAGAUUUGUGGCUAAUUCAGAGCACAGACGGGUUUGUGCAGAUAAAGGCACAUUGAGGAAGAUUUCUGCCAGAUCCAUGCAUCGGAUCAAGAGAGCAUCUGCUUUAAAUACCAUUACAUAGCAGCAAACAGAUAUUUGAAGCUGCUGGUGCCUCGAGAGUCCCACGGACAUCAAGGUGUAGAGUCCUCCAGAGUCUUACAACUGUGCAUAAACCUUCUAUUUGGCCACCACUAACCAAUGCUCACAAGCAGAAACUGCUGCAUUGGGCAGAAAAAUCCUAACAGUCCUGUUCACUGAUGAGUGCCGUGCAACCCUGGAUGGUCCAGAUGGAUGGAGUAGUGGAUGGGUGGUGGAUGGCCACCCUGUUCCAACAAGACUGCGACGUCAGCAAGGCAGUGGUGGAGUCAUGUUUUGGGCCAGAAUCAUGGGAAGAGAGCUGAUCGGCCCCUUUAUGGUCCCCAAAAGUGUAAAAAUAACCUCUGCAAAGGAUGUGGAGUUUCUGACUGACCACUUUUUUCCAUGGUACAGAAGGAAGAACGAUGCUUUCCGUAAUAAAAUCAUCUUCAUCUCAUGCUGCAAAGAAUACCUCUGUAUCAAUGGCUGCUAUGGGGAUAAAAUGAGAAAAAGUCAUGGUGUGGCCUCCAUCCUCACCUGACCUCAAUCCUAUUGAGAAGGUUUGGAGCAUCCUCAAGCAAAAGAUCUAUGAGGGUGGGAGGCAGCUUACAGCCAAACCGCAGCUCUGGGAGGCUAUUCUGACAUCUUGCAAACAAAUUCAAGCAGAAACUGUCCAAAAACUCACAAGUUCAAUGGAUGCAAGACUUGUGAAGCUGCUAUCAAAUAAGGGGCCCUAUGUUAAAAUGUAACGUGACAUGUUAAAAUGUUUAAAAAGUUAAAAUGUUGUUAUAAGUUUGAUUGAAAUAGCUUUUGAUUUCAGUAAAUAUGUUGCAAACACAACAAAUUACAAUUUUCAGUUCUUUACAACCUAUAAAGUGUUUUGAUACUUACUGUGCGUAAUAAUUUGGAACAGUGCAUUGUAAGCUUUUUUUAUUGUGUUUUUUUUUUUUUAACAUACAAAAUUUAAAUUUUAUUCUUAAUAGUUGAUAACAUGAGAAUUAUGCCGACUGUUUAUUUACAUCAAUUAUUUAGGUAAAUGAGAAAAAUAUCAUUUGCAGAAUAAUUUGGAACAGGGUUUAUAUACGGCAAAUAUCAAUUAUGUCCUUGAAUAUUCUGCUUAUGCAAUCAAAAUAUUUAAAAAUGUAUUUAUAUAAUCUGAAAAUACAACCUCUUUAGGCAGAGAAUUCCACAUUUUUAUUGUUCUUACUGUAAAAAAACUUCCUCUGCUGUAAGAAAAAACUUGUUUCUUCCAGUUUUAAUACCUGAUCUCAUGUCUGUUUAUUCCUGCUAAUUAACAGGGUUGCACAGUGGUUUGUACAGACGGUGUAUAUAUUUGUAUACGUUUAUAAAAAUAUAUAGUUAUGUUUACAGUCAAAUGUGAACAUUAGUAUUGCGUAGAAAUGGUAAUGUUUUAUAUUGGCCUAUAAAAGGGUCCGCAUCUGUGCAACAAAGCACAGUAUGUUACGUAGUAGUGGUUUUGAAAUUUAGUGUCCCUUUAACUGUCAGCAAUUGUACAUUUAAUAAUAAAAAGCCUUAUUGUCCCUGCUUCUCUAUCUAUGCUGGUCCUCCCCGAUAGAGCAAUACAUACACAAGGUGGUUAAGGCAAGCCUUGGUGGGUUUUUUUUUUUUUUUUUUUUGAACUAGCAAUGUAUAAAAAUAUACUUGAAAAUGUUUGUUUAUUUUUUGGGGGAGGUGCUGGAACUCUAGUGGAGUGACUGCUCUUUUGGUUUGGUGGGCAUUGGCACUUUAUAUUUUUGUGUCGGGGAUGGAAACAUUAAAGCUCAAACGAAGAAAGGACAAUAGUGAUGAAAUUAGCUAGAAAAACUGAAAGGUGCUUCUGAUGCCAAAAUACUUUUAAAUGUAGAGGUUGGAAUAUAGUAAAUGAUUUUGAUACUCAUUGUACAGCGCUACAGAAUCUGAUGGCGCUAUAUAAAUAAUAAAAUAGCUGUAUAGGGAAAAAUAUAUAUUUGUUUUAUUUUGUUUUAGUUACCAACACAGAACAUGCCUAUGGGUCCAGCAGGGAUGAAUCAGAGCGGGCCGCUGCCACCUCCUCGCUCUCACAACAUGCCUUCGGAAGGGAUGGUAGGAGGGGGUCCAUCUGCACCACACAUGCAGAGUCAGAUGAACGGCCAGAUGCCUGGUAAGAUUUUCUUCUCUAAGGUAUUCACACCAAUGUUGCUUAGCAACAGAGUGCCGUGGAGGCUCAGGGGAUACUAGAUUGUUGAGGACAAAACUGCUUUGAAUACCCUGGAGUGCAAGCUCUCUUACAGUUUGUUAGCUUCAGAGAUACGUGACCUGUAUUCACUGUUUAUCUUUCUGCCCUUGGGCUUUAAUGUGGCUGACACACAGCAUUGCCGUGAUGAACAGAACUGUCUAAAUUUAGUCUUUGUGAAACCACAUAGUGCAGCUGGCUUUCAAAGGCUUUUUGUAGAGAGACUGUCCUUAACUCAUGAAAAUAAACCCUUUCAUGAAGACAAAAGUAAUGUUUUUCCAUAUUUAUCACCCCCAUUUUACUAUUUCGGUGCUAAAUCAUAGGAUCCAAAUAUGGCACGAAUCUUACAUUUGGUGGAUAAUUGCAUUGCAGGAUUCAGUCUAUAAACUAGAAAGUUAGUUAUUUUCUAGCCAAAGUAUUAUUACCCAUGAUUGCAUUUCUUAUUGAAGGAAUGAUUGUGCAGUGAUAAUGAUGAUCUAACAUCUUACUGCUCAUACUUUCUGUUUGCAACUGUUUGUGCCAACUACAAAUACAGACAAACUGAAUUUUACUUUUCAUAUACAUUGAUUUGCAGUGUUUCAUUGUUUUUGUAUGUUAAAAGAAGAAUCAUCAAAUGGAUUUUAAAAAUCAGCUUACUUUUCAAAUCAACUAGGUAUCAAACAAAUGUCUAGGGAUGCACCGAAAUUUUCGUCCGAAAACAGGUCAAAUUUGCAGAGGAAGAGGGGAAAAAAAAUAUAUUAAUAAAAUAAAUAAAUAUAUAUAUUAGUGCAUAGUUUAACAGACAUGUUAGCAUUAACAAUUUAGAUGAUUAUAUAUCACAAAGAAAGAUGGUAAUGAUAACAUGAAAGUUAAGAAUACUGCACUUGGGGACGGUGGGGGCAAAGAGCACUAUGGGACAGGGGAGGUGGGGGAAAGAACACUAGAGGGGGGAGAGAGGAACAUUAAGCGGGGGGGCGGGGGUGGUACCACUAACAGCGAAGGGAAGUUUUUCAUAUUAGAUUAAAUUCAUAAAGUUUAAUCUUAAUAAAAUUAAAGGUAAUUUUUUUUUUUUUUUUUUAAAUCAAUCAUUUUUGAAAAAAGUUGUUUUUGGCCAAGGGCAUCCCGAAGUUUCGGUUUUAGAUUCAAUGUUUUAACUUUACUAGUGUGUUUUAUGGGCAUUCCUUCAUUUGAAGGGUCAUGGCUGUGAUAUAUCUAGCUAAUGUUCUUUUAAGAGCGCAAACGAGUCCUCCGAAAUCCAUGAACUUGUUGGCUAUAGAACUGUAUUUUACAUAAACAAUAGAACACUAAAAGGUAAGACAGGACCAGGGAACUCCAAGCACCGUAACCACUUUCUGCAGAUGAAGUUAAGAUGCUUGAAUGUUCAUUUAAGUUAACCAUAUAUGAUUGUUGCAUGGUGCAUCUCCAUGGCUGUAGAGUUUACUUUUCUGAAAUCUCUUGGUGUUUUUUGGUGGCUCUUCACAAUUAAAACUCUGACUUCCCUUAUUUCUUCUUUUGGUCAUCUAUUUUAGGGCCUAAUCAUAUGCCUUUGCAAGGGCCAGGACCAAAUCAGCACAACAUGACAAACAGCUCAAUGCCAAUGCCAGCCAAUAACCAUGGCUCCAUGGGAGGCUAUAACCACUCUGUGCCAUCUUCUCAAAAUGUGCCAGUCCAGAACCAGAUGACCAUGAGUCAAGGGCAGUCAAUGGGCAAUUAUGGACCAAGACCUAGUAUGAACAUACAACAAAAUCAAGGUAAAAUGGCUCUUCAAUAAGUUCUAUCAACAGUGCAAUAUACCUGCAACUUGAUAUUUUUUUUUGUUUUUAUUCCUUUCCUUGAAUAUUAUUUUAGCAUGCCCUAGUUAAAGGAAUACUGUUGGGCAACAUGUGAUACAAGUAAGUGGUUAUCUGCCAAUUAUAUUCAUUAAAACAAAAAGCAUCUUGACUUGAAAAAACUCCAAACCGAAGUUGGGCCACACUUAUCAAACAUGAUGCAAAACAUAAGAUGCCUUUUGAUAUAAAAUAAGACCGUUAUGAUGCUUCCUGCAGUAAUCUCUGCCUGAACUAAGAAACAGUUUAUGUCGCUCAGCCUCUUCUUGAUUUCCUUUUGUUUGCAGUGGGAACUGAGCAGAUCAUAUAAACCCGUAAGGUGUGGGAUAUGUAGUAAAGAAUAUUAAUGAAACCGCUGCCCAUAUGUGAUGGCCUGUUUACUGUGGCUGUUGCAAUUCACAACCAUGGUUCUGCGUUUUUUUUUUUUUGGGGGGGGCAAAUCACUUUAGUUUUAAAACACUGCAGGGAGGCAGAGAGAAAAUGCCUUUGUGACAUAAGUUAAAGGACAAUUGUCACUUCAAAAUUAUUUUUUAAUCUAAUAAUUUAUAUCAGAUUUUGAAAGGAAAUAGAUUUAAAAAAUAAAUAAAGUAAAUGUAAAAAAAUUUGAACCUCCCAAUUUCAUCCCCAACUUUAAAAUAUGAUCAUUCAGCCAUAUAGAUUUACCUUGGGUGAGUGUAUAAAUUCUCAGUCUCUGUAGUCUUCCCUACUUUAGACACUGUAGGUUUUCAAACAUUGUCUGACUCAUGGUGCAUAUAUAUGGCUGAAGGAUGCGGUCAUGUAUUAAAGGUAAAAAAAAAACUAUUUCCUUUCAAAACUUUAAUCAUGCUAAUUUUAAGCAUUUAAUGUCAUCUGAGACAAUCUUGGAAUUGAGUGAAAAGUGAGCACGGUGCAUUAUUGUAAAGCACCUGCUGAUUUUAUAGGGGAGGUACGGAGAUUAUAAAAAUAUAUAUUUAUAUACAGACUUUUACAUCUCUAACCGAAUUAACUUUUCUUUGUAAUUUGACCGUUUUUACCCUAUAUUUUGCAAUUCCCUGGUUUAAUACUUGUUUAGUGAAUAACUCUGUGUAGGAAUUUUAGUAAAAAUGAUAACUUAUUUAAACAGCCUUUUUACGUGUAGAAGGAGUAUUUUUAGUAUGUUGCCAUACAUAUAGUCUCAUGAUCUCAAAUUGAGAGUCAAUUUUAUUUUUAUUAUAUAUUGUGUAUGUCAAAUUAACUUUGUUUAGGUCCAAUGAUGCACCAGCAGCCUCCCUCGCAGCAAUAUAACAUGCCUCAGGGUGGUGGGCCACAUUACCAGGGACAGCAACCACCAAUGGCAAUGAUGGGCCAAGUUAAUCAAGGAAAUCAUAUGAUGGGGCAACGGCAAAUUCCUCCAUAUAGACCACCACAGCAAGGUAUAAUAUUAACUUUGAACCCUAAAUUAUUUUUGAGAUUCAUAACAGAUGUGACUGCCAUAUUACACCAGGAUAAUGGUAACAGUCUGCCAUGAUUGCAUGUGGUUCACCUUUGCUAGUUAUUGUUUAUUAUAUGUGUUGGUUAUUGUGAUUUUGAAGUUCAAAUCAUAUAGUGUAGUUUAAAUAACUUGGGAUCUUUCAAUCCUGUAGAGGUCACUAAAGAAAAUGAGAAUUUUGGUAAUCCAGUACUUAUGUUAAAAAAAGUAAAUAAAAAAAUAUUCCACGCUGUGUUUAGAAGUAUCACCACACGACAACUGGGUGUGUGUAUCUAGGUGUGUAAUGGUAGUAAAACUGUGCUGAAUAAAGUUUCCAUGUAGCCUAAAUGUCCUCACAAGAAAAAUUCUACAGUAAUUAUCUGUAUAUUUGAUUUUUUUCCCUCAAGUUUGCCCUGUUUCCUCUUGAAUAGUUAUUUUCUAUUCUAUGAGUACCCAUAUGAACAUCUGUAAUUGAGAUCAAUAUUUACUUUUGUAAUGCUUUAGCAGAUAAGACAGUUCAUUAGGUAGAUGGGUCAGUGCUUACAAAGUGUUAAAUCAGUCUGAGACAUGCAAAACAACUGAUAUGAAAACAAUGCAGCAAAAACAUUGCCAUCCAAAUACAAUUUUGAUAGAUUCUGAUACAAUUGUAAAUGUCUUAAAACACAGGUAUACGGAUCUUGUGUAACUGAUUCUCAAGUAAACUUUACCCUGUUUGAUGCAUAUAAUAGCAAAGGCAACAUUUCCAUACACUGGCUAGGUGUGUUGAGGGGCUGUGAAUGAGAAGAGGAGCUUCCUGGUUGAUCUUAAUUCUGGGGACCCCUAUUUGAUUUUUUUGGGGGGGGGCGGCAGCCAUUCAGUAACUCUCUCCAUGGUUACUAAGGCGCCUUGCCCCCUACAAAGUAUUUGCAUGUGCUACGUCUGGUUAUAUGGACGUCGUAUGAACUCCACAUACAUUUGUCAAGGCGGCAUUUAGCCAAAGAUAGCUGAGGCUAUUGGAAAUGAAACAUGCUUUGAUUUAAUAUUUGUAGUUUGCAGCACAACUGCUCUUUGUGUGCCAGAUCCAUUUGUGACAAAACUAUGAAAAACCAUAGUGACUUGCAAGAGACCGAAAAGCCCACACAGUUGUGAGUAGUUUUUGUGGCUAUGCAAGUCCAUCACUCUCGCUUCAUUUGUUUUUGGUUUCUAGGUUGACUUGUUUUUUUUUCCUCUUCUGAAAUCGGUUUCAAAAAAUUAAAUAAAGCCAACAAUUCGUGUUUAGGAGUUUAACAAUUCAUGGGACCAUCUCAACUCUUAUAAUUUGCUGUCAUCUGCAAUUUUCUCAGUCAUCUUCUGCAUCAGUAAACCACAUUCUCAUCAAAGUAUUGUUUAUUUAUCUUUCUUACAACCGAGUUGUUAAUUUACUGCAGUUAUUGCUUGAAGAUCUGCAAGUGUGCCAUAUAGAACUCUGUGGAUGUAACCAUUUCUAUUUUGUUAAAUUUGUAAGCCAACAUCUUCUCAACCUGUGUUUUAUUCCCCUUUUGGAGUGCAGUGACAUGAUCCUUCACUUUAGAGUAAUUUUUAAAAUGUUAAUGUGUUUUGUAACACCAUUUCUUACUCUGUAAAAACUCAUUAUUUCUGAGGUUAUAGGUUUCCUCUAAACUUAAGGAGUUCAUAUAACUGUAAAGUUGGAGUUCGAUUAAGGGCACUUGUUAUUUUCUUUCUGUAGUGAGUAUUUAAUCUGUAAGAUCUUUUAUUUUUUUCCUCCUCCAUCCCAUUUGAAGUGUUUCUCAAAAUUGACUCUUCUUCUGCACACAUUUCUCUCCUGAUGCUUUAAAAUAAAUAAAUAAAAAGGUUAAAUUAAUUUAUUCAACAAAUAUGUCAGCAUUUUGUUUUAUGUAGUUGCAUUUAAAUCCCUAUUUCUAAGCCCUAUGCUAGAUGAACUUUAUAGGAAGUUUCAUAAACAUUGCUGUCAAUUUGUACCCUAGGUACUUUUUAGCCAGUACGAUCCUUUACUGAAGCGAUCGGGUUUCAAAAUAUGGACAACCAUGUAGAAAUAAAUGUAGUUUACCUAUGGAUAUUGGAUUAUAUAGACAGCCAUAUAAUGUUAUUGUUACUGUGGAUGUUGGUGCACAGUGUAAUACAGACAAAUACUCCUUUCUAGCAAUGAUUCAUUUUUUGUCUUGUAUGGUUCUUGCUAUUUUGUCCCUUGUGUGAGUAGUCCACAUAGGUUUUGUUUUUGUCUUGUGAGUGCAGCUUUUUAAACCAUCAGCGUUCAUUAAUUUUUAAUCCUACAGUUACACGAUUUUGCUUCUUUUUAGCAUGGAGGAUUUAUUCAAAUGUUACUUGUUUAAGAAUAUGUUAAUGCUGCUAUUUUGAACUGCAAAAGAAUAAGGAAAAAUCUAUAUAAAUCUUGGUUGUGGUUUUUCAGGUCCACCUCAGCAGUAUUCUGGCCAAGAAGACUAUUAUGGUGACCAAUACAGUCACGGUGGGCAGGGGCCUCCAGAAGGCAUGAAUCAGCAAUACUACCCUGAUGGUAAUUUCUUCCAUGUAACAUUUUACAUUUUUCCAUGCCACAGAAUUUAAGUGGAAUAAAGGAAAAUAAUCUAGUUCAGGAAAACGAACAGCCUUAUCUGAUUUUCUUGCUUUAAAUGCAACUUUAAAUAUUUAAACUAUGAAAUAUAUCUAUUUAGUUUUUUUUAAGAUUUUUUUUUUUUUUAUAGCUUGUUCUUCUCGUGAACUGUUUUAGGAAAUAUAUAUAUAUUUAUAUAUCUCCUAGAAUAAUAGCUUAUUAAGUCAACUGACUAAAAAUAAAGGACUACCAGGAAUAAUAAAAAAAGAAAAACUAGUGGGCCAUGCCUUAUGUGUAAAUUGCAAAAGAAACCAUAAUCUCGUCAAAGCUGUUCAUAGUUUAUUUUCCUUUUUAAAGUGCUUUAUACUAGCGGACUGCUAUAAAUGCUCAUUUAUAGGAAAAACCUCAAUCAUACUCUACUACACAGCUUUGCCCAUAUUAUUAUUCACCGACAUUUUGACAGUCCAUUGGGAGUCAUAAACAAUUUCAAAAAAUUUGGUUGAAAUUAUGGAAAAGUGUUUUUUUUUUUUUUGAUACAACACAACUGCUUAAUGUUAAAAAGUUACUUCAAGCGUCAUAAACACUACAGUAUACUGGACUGGUUAUUAUACCAGGAGUACCCUUGUCACAUUUCCCAGUAAUGGGCAAAACUUUUGUACUUUGCUCUCCUCCAUGGGUCUCCUGUGGCUUGUUUUGACGCCCAUCUUGCUUCUAAAACUUUUUUUUCCAUUUAGUUUAUAAACUUGAAUUUUUAGUUGUCUAUAUCAAUCCUAUUCCUGUAGGACAAAACAUACUAUUGAAGAUAAUCUCACUACAUAAUGUAUUGGAGAUUGACCAUUGGGAGCCUGGGUAAUUGGUAGACAGUCAGUAUAUCUAAAAAAAAUAAAAUAGAAUCUGUGUGCGACAUACCACUUUUACAGUGACAUCUUAUCGAAUGAGAUUCACUUGCUUUCUGUGUCUCCUCUUAAAUUGUAUGCAGAAAGCUAGCAUUUGCUUUGGCUGCUUGAUAUUCAUUUAAUAGUAGUUUGGAAAAAAAAAAAAAGAUUUGUUCAAAGAAUGUUUAAAAUUGACCACCUCACAGCACUUUGGAGGGUCUGAGAUAUUUACAGUAAUUAUCUGUAGACUGGAAUAUUGAAUAUUUAGGGUGCGAUGAGAGGUAAGUGUUUGUUCUGUGUCAUAGAAGAGAAGCCUGCUGUUCUUCUGCAUAUGGAUACAAAUGGGAGACUUGUAUAAGGAGGUUGUGCAAAGUAGAAGUUAGAUUGGCCCACUAUGUUUUAUCAUAGAAUUGCUUGGUGGUAAUACGCAAUAUUUAAGAAAGGGGUCAAGAGGGAAGCAAAGUCCUAUGAGAUAUUAGAGUGGAAGAAUCCAGUUUGAAGGCAGCCUGAAAGAAGAAACUUGACGAGUGGAUGUAGGGAAGAGAACGGACUACUUUGUUAAACGUUGGGAUCCUCUGAAACCUGGAUGCAUUAGAGUUUAAUUCUAGUUGGAACUUAUAUGAUCAGCUGAAUAUGGCACUAGGGGGUUUGCUGCAAAUCCUUUUUGGGCAAUCUGAAUUAAUUCUCUGUGAUUGUUCUAAAAUCUAAAUUCACAGUUUGCCACGUUCUAUCAUAGGUCAAAAAGGUUGUCCAUCCCACAAAUCUGAAUAAAAAUUGGGGUGGUAGGGAGGGUUUAAUUUUUCCCACUGAUGUCAUGCCAAUGCUUCUAACAAUCCAAUCAAAUGCUCGUCAGAGAGGAGCAUUGGGGAAUAAAAGUGCAUGCGCUGCAACACUGUGCUCCUGUUGGAGGUUAGCUGUGAGAAUUUAGAUUGAAUUAGUUCUCACAGCAAGUGCCAAAGGUCAGACCAAAUGACCACUGCACCCAGCCUUUAGUGUUCCUUUAAAUUUAAUGGAGAAAUGUAGGAAAUGUUAUUACAUUUAAAGGAAUAAUUUUAUUACUUAAUGUUAAUUAAGUUACCCCCCAAUAAUGACAAUAUGCAAUACUAUGACACUUCUUAGUGGUUAUCAUUUCUAUAUGUCAACAUUUAUUACCUGUUCUGGGACACCCCCUGCCUCUCCCAAUAUAUAGGGCCUGUUCUAUUUUUUGACUAAUUAUUCUUUUUGUUUAUGAUACAGUCUUCUGGAGGAUAAUUUAUGUCCUUAUCAGACUGCUGCUUAAAAAUUGCAGAUGUAAAGUUGGCAGUUUGGUUUAAAUUAUUCCCAACAGUUCUAUCUGAUUCAUUAUGGUUGUUUCCAUUAGUAUGGUGCUACAUCAAAUGCUUUAAAGUCUCAAGUUGCUAAAGUCUGGUGAUAAGUGGUUGUAAAACCCAUCAGUUUUUCCAGUCUGCUUUUAAAAACUCAAGGUUUCAUCUUCAACUUACUUUUGUGUUCAGGGUAGGUGGCAAUGGCAUUUGUUUUACCACUAGACCACCUUAUAUGUUAACAUAGAACAUUGUUGCCCUUCAGCGAGUAAUCUUAAAUUGAAUUACAUUAUUAAUGGCCCUCUUUGUUGCAUGUUUGUGAUUCCGCCUGUAGUUGAUUUAGCACUUGUUAAAUCUAUAUGAAUUGAAUUGGUGUAAACAUUUGUGUGAUGGCCUCGCAUGUGUUGCAUCAUUGUGUUUCUAUGUCUGGUGAUCAUGUUGUUGCCUGUAUUGCAAAGAAAAAAUUGUGUGCCUUCUCUGUGUAAAUUAAUUUUUUGUUGGACUGUGGGAGGGGUGAGAAGGGGGUCCAAUUAAAACGGUGAAUUUUUAUUUACAAAGGUCAUAAAACUACUAUGUACGUUGGCUGUGCAUCAGUUAGCUACUCUGUUUACAUUAUUACUGCUAAAGUAAUUGAAAAUAAGUGCCUUGAAUUCCUCCUAGAACAAACAUUCCAAAGAGAUAUUACAGUUAGUAUGUUCGAAAACACCCCUUCCUUUUUUUUUUUUUUCCCCUUUCCUUUUUUCUUUUCCCACUCUUAAAUUAGCCUUUUUGGAGAGAGAUACACCUGUUCUGUUUCAGUUGUUCUCUUUGAAUUAGACAUCAUGAUUUCUCUGAUUUUAUUUACCCAAGACCUUAUUUACCCCUAGUCCUCUUUUUAUAGGAGCAAUGUAUAUCAUACUGAUCAAAAGUAUAAUUAUGGAGUGUUUACCAUCCAUUAUUUGCUUCACAGAUUGCUGUAUGCUUCUUAUAAAAAAAAUAAAAAUAAUCAGAUGUGAUAUAUUCUUAUAAAUCGUGAGCUAACAUAAUUAAAACUAAUUAUAUGCGUCUUUUCUUGUCAAAUUGAUGUAGGUCAUAAUGAUUACGGUUAUCAGCAACCGUCGUAUCCUGAACAGGGCUACGAUAGGCCUUACGAGGAUUCCUCACAACACUACUACGAAGGAGGUAUCUAUAUACCUUCACACACGCACACAGCACAUGCAUAUCAAUCUUUUUUUAUUUUUUAUUUUCUUCCUCCUGCAAUCACUUGAAUUUAAAGUCUUUCACAAAACACAACCACACAAAAACUGUUACAGAAUACAUGCCAGCUGUCCUACAAAAAACACGUACAAAAUCAAACUGCAAGGAUUGUGCUAGACAUUACUUACAGACACUUCAGAAAAGUUCUCUUUGAAUUCAGGCAUGGUUUAGUCUCCUAACGAAAGUUCUCAGCAGGAAAUAAAACUAACAAACAGAUCCCAUUGCUUGUUCCACAGCGUUAUAUUUACAUGCACACAUUUUAUUUGUAGGUACCAGCUUGCUGAUCUUGUGUAGCUAGUCUGUGCUCUUUGACCUGUCUUUUAAACUUUUGUCUGAAAUUUAUUUAUUUUUAUUUUAUUUUUAUUUGCGAUCAUAGUCAUUGUACUGUGAUAAUCCAAUAAGUGUAUUACUCUUUUGCCAGGGAUGCUGAAAACUACCUGCCGUCCAAACUUGCAAAACUAGCUUUCAGUUUAUGGGUUCACUUUAUUUAUUUUUGUGUUUGCUUUUAAUGGGUGUUUUUUUUUUGUAUUUUUUUGUAUUUUUUUCCCAACUUGUUUUCUGGAUUUUUAAUUUUCUUUUUGUUGUUGUUGUUGUUGUUGUUGUUGUUGUUGUUGUUGUUGUUGUUGUUGGGUGUGACUUUUCUAAGGACAUGUAUAAACCUGUUGUUAAUACUUUUUUGUUUUUUCAAUCAGGAAAUGCACAGUAUGGUCAACAGCAGGAAUCUUAUCAGGGGCCACCUCAGCAGCAGCAGCAGCAGCAACAACAGCAAGGUUACCCUCCUCAACAGCAGCAAUAUGCUGGCCAGCAAGGCUAUCCAAGUCAGCAGCAAAGUUAUGGUAAGUGAUACUAGUGUUCUUUCUUUUAACCUCUUCUUUCUCCUCUCUUUUUCUCCUCAAAGUGUUCCUCUUGCUCUGGAAAUCAGAGGAGAUGCUUUAGGCGAAGUAGGAACUAUAACCUUUUUAGAUGAUUUCUGGCAAAAUACAUAUCUUCACUUGGCUUCCACUUCUGGGAUCUUGCAGCUUUCCACCAGAUGUCCCUUGCACUGACUUAUGAAGACGGGUGUUUCAUUGCACAUCUGCAAGGUGGUCAGUGGAGGAUCUUGCUGUGCCUGCCAUAGACCAUGUGUGUACAAAUGACAUGGCUUCUGUAAGCUAUGUCUGGUGCUGAAUUCCAGGACAAGGCAGAGCAAGGAGGGAAAGCUUCAGGUUACCGUAGCCCUUCCCUUUCUCCCUAUUCACUGUGCACUGUUAAACAUAUAGUGUUGUUGAUAUUGCAGCCUUCAAUGUCGUCGUCCUCACUGCCAACAGCAGUGAACUCCAUGGGAGGAGAGCGGAAUAAUAAUUAUAUGCAUGCAAGGGGAGCCAAUCAUGGAGAGAUCUUUUGUUCUGAUUUGUCUGAUGCAAAUUUUGGGCACCUGGUGCUAAUUUUCUGUCCCCAUAGCAACCGGACAGUGAAUUUAUCAUGCCCUGGACUUAAACCUUACAUUGACACACAGGGUUAUUAAAGUGUAAAUUCUCAGGAAUUCAAAGUGAAUUUAAACAUAAAUAGUACAAAGUAGCUGAACUGGAGCCAUAGGUGACAAGGACAUGUUUUACAAUUUCAUUAUUGUGGCCUAAAAAGUGAAAUUCACAUUUUAGUUAAUAUUUCUAAUGAUAUUCAUAGGCUGUGAUGCACUUCAAUAAACUGUAAUGUUCGUCUUGUAAUUUUAGACACCAUCAAAAUUGCAACUGUUGGUGGGAAGGUUUUUUUCACAUGUGAUUCUCCUUGUUUCUACAGUUUUUAUAACUGUACCAUUAAUAACAAUUUGCUUAAUUACUUUAAUAUAUGUAAUUAUAAUGUAAUAUAGGUUACACUGUCUGCUACUUUAGACUGGCAAGUUUAUUUCAUACUUUAGUUUUCCACUUGUUUUCUUUUAGGUAGAAGUGGAUCUAUAAUGGUAGAGCCAUGCAACCUAACAUACUUAUCUGAAAGCAUUUAUUUAUAAUAAUUUUUUCGAUAUGAUGAAACUGUUGCUUAACAUUUCAGUUUCAAGUUACAAUAAUAGUAAGGAAAAAAGAGUAUAGUGUAUGUAUAUAUAAUUAUAAGAUGUAUACAAGUGAGCUUGGGAAAAAAUAAAUCUGAAGCACUGUAUUUCAUGCAAUAAAAACAUGCUAUGCCAAAGGUUCACAGGUUUCUGAGUACACAUUUAUUUUAACAAUUUUCAUAGUUAAUUUAAAAAUGAAAGGAUGGGGUGAGGGAAGGGGUGCUACCGUGACGAAAAACAGUAAAAUAGUAUCUUUGAGUGUUGCAUCUUCACUUGUAUGAUUACACUUGGUAUUAUAUUUAAAUUAUUUUCCAAUGUUUAACAACUUAAAUCCACUAUUCUUUUCUGUUUAAAGCGCCUUCUCAGAGUGGUUCAGGGCAACAGUAUCCUAAUUACCCUCAAGGACAGGGUCAGCAGUACGUGCAAUACAGACCUUCACAGCCAGGACCCCCACAGCCACAACAACAAAGGCCUUAUGGAUAUGAUCAGGUAAACUUUUCUAUAGUGUAAACUAGUUUAUGGCUAUGGUUAUAUUCAGUGGCGGAACUACCGCGGUCGCAGCUGCGACCGGGCCCAUCACUCCAGGGGGCCCGACCGCACAUGCGGACCCCUGCGACCGGGUGCUCCUCGGCCAUGUGUUCUGGCCCGCACGGUAUAACCGUGGUUUCUAGUUGCGCCUGUUUAAUCUUUAACAUUGUCACAAUACAUUUUCUUAAAUAUUUCAGGGUUUAUAUUUCUUCAGACAAAAUAUUAACAGGGUUAGUCAUUAAACCCUGAGUUGUCAUUGUUCAUAUGGGUGAUUUUAAGUGCAGUGUAGUCAGACUGAAUAACUGCAUUUUGUUUCGCUGGCUCAGUUAUUUAGGCCUAAGCUUUUAAAUCCCUGUUCAAGCCACACAAUUCACACUUUUGUAAAGAACCCAUUAUCAAAAAGGUUUUGGAUUAAGUAAAAUACAAAGUACACAUGCAAAAUGUGAAAUUCUGAAUGUAGGUUGUGGUUAAUUGAAUGAUUUCCAAGACCCUGAAGAGAUCUAGUGUGAUGAACAGAAGUUUGUGUGGUUUCUAACCUCUAUACAGAUCUUAAUGAUGUAGCUGUUGGGCAUUUUGGAAGAGAGGUGGAAAAGACAAAUUGUUGGGUGUUAUGAACAUACACUGGGUUAUUCACUUUAGUGAGAGUUCAAAUUUAAGGUCAAAGUAGUCAAAAAGCAUAGCGAAGUUAGAGAAUGCUUCCAGUUUAGCGAUGUUGACUUUGAAUUGAGUGAAUAGCCCUGACAGUUUCAGAACAAGUUGUGCUUGGACAGUAGUACGUUACUGUGCUGCCCCAAAAGCCUACUUUACAUUUACUGGCCACGUUGUGCAAAUACAGAAGAGAGAAUUUAAAUCUGAAGAGUUGUCAGUAGUUGAGUUCAUGGUCAUGGAUUUACCUGUAUGUUUUAAACUACAUAAACGAUUUUCUUUUUUUUUUUCUGCUUUUAUUUUUUUCUUGCCAACUUACUUAUGCACAGUGUUUCUAACAUUUUCCAACACUUUGCACAUUUUAGGGUCAGUAUGGAAACUAUCAACAAUGAAAGGCAUGUAAAUCACUAGAACUUUCCUGAGGAAAGUGGACAUCUUGAAGGAGAGAAACUGUUCCUGUUAUCUUUCAUUUUUACCCUUGGAAAAUCAUGUAAAACUUUUUGGUAGUGCUGUCCACUUGGUUUUUCUUUUAUUCAAGACAGCAGAGAUUCACAUACCAAUGCUCAUUCACAUCCUUUACACUAGAUGGCGUUGUUGCGUAAAUAACCAGCAUGGCAAUGCUAUGCAUUGGAAGUAGAUUGUUUUAUCUUGAACAUAUUGACCUUUAAUUAAAGGUUUUGAGUGAGAGUUUUUUUAUUUUUUUUUAUUUUGCAUUGGGUUGUAUUUAUAGCAAUUUAUUGUAGAUGAAAUAUGCAAUCCUGUAUACCAGGGGUGCCAUUUACCUGGAUUAUAUAGAGGUUUACAUUCAGCCAAACGUUUUGUGAAAUAUACUGACAACUCAUAUUUUGUCUUUUACAGUCUGCAACAAGUCUUCUAUAUUAAGUUAAAAGGAUAAAAAAAAACAUGGUUGCCUCAGCGCUACCGUAUGUCUGAUUAUAUAUUUGUGUUUUUUUAUUAUAAUUAUUGCAAAAUAAAUAUUACAUUACCACACUUUUUGGUAGCUGGAAAUGUUUGUACCAUCGUAUAUCUUUCUAUUUUUUUUUUUUUUUAAAUAAAUGAAAUCUUGACAUCUAAAGCUGUCCAGAAAAUAACACAGGAUAUUUUUCAGCAGUGCUGUGGUUUGUUACAAUUUUCUAUAUAUGAGGCACACCAUCCUAUUUAAAUGUUACAGCAAAAGUUGCAAUACAUGCUGUGUCAACUGUUCAAUAACCAUUAUGCAAUACAACUCAAAAACUGGAGUAGUGUUUGGGAAUGUGCGUUUUUUCUUUUGUUUUUGAGAGCAAUUGUUUUUAAUAGUGUCUCAUAUGUGUGGUUCUAUAACUCCCUUAAUUCUCAGACCUAGUCUUCUAAAGUAUUGUGGGAGCUGCCACACAUCUGAUCUACAUGUUUUAAUAUUUUUUUUUUCUUUAAAAACAAACAACCAAUGUCUUUGUUUCCUAAUAAAAUAAUUAAGAUUACAUGUUUUUACAGUAUUUUCAUUUGAUGGUUCUGUGCCAAACUUACACUAGUGUACCUACAUUGCUAUUUAAAAAGAAUAAAUUAUUGUGAUU
This is a messenger RNA of Pelobates cultripes (western spadefoot toad), 25413 nucleotides long. The record is from the annotation of a GenBank genome assembly. Lineage: Eukaryota; Metazoa; Chordata; Amphibia; Anura; Pelobatidae.